Panicum hallii is the source of this 285-nucleotide messenger RNA. RefSeq lists its product as uncharacterized. The record is from RefSeq and is a predicted model, not a curated record. NCBI's taxonomy places the organism in Eukaryota, Viridiplantae, Streptophyta, Magnoliopsida, Poales, Poaceae. The coding region runs from base 1 to 285 and encodes 94 amino acids. The transcript has 2 exons.
AUGUCGUCUUCCCGCUGGAUUAAGGCGGAGGUGUACCCGCUGUUCGCGACGACGGGUGUUGCGGUGGGGAUCUGCGUGAUGCAGCUGGUGCGCAACAUCACCACCAACCCGGAGGUGCGGGUGACCAAGGAGAACCGGGCGGCCGGGGUGCUGGACAACCACGACGAGGGCCGGCGCUACUCGCAGCACGGCGUCCGCAGGUUCUGGCUCUCGCAGCGCCGCGACUACAUGCACGCCCUGGACAACGUGCCGGCAGCAGAAUCCAAGACGACGACCAACAAGUAG